Messenger RNA from Neopsephotus bourkii (Bourke's parrot), 4538 nucleotides. RefSeq names its product serine and arginine repetitive matrix 1 (gene SRRM1). Lineage: Eukaryota; Metazoa; Chordata; Aves; Psittaciformes; Psittacidae. Bases 1204 to 3678 code for a protein of 824 amino acids. Gene Ontology annotation, molecular function: RNA binding. The record is from RefSeq and is a predicted model, not a curated record. Gene Ontology annotation, cellular component: spliceosomal complex. The transcript is spliced from 17 exons. Gene Ontology annotation, biological process: mRNA processing; regulation of mRNA splicing, via spliceosome.
GUGGACAUGAGCAAAGUAAAUCUGGAGGUAAUCAAACCAUGGAUAACAAAACGAGUAACAGAAAUCCUUGGAUUUGAAGAUGAUGUAGUAAUUGAAUUUAUAUUCAACCAGUUGGAAGUGAAGGCCUGAACCAAAAUGGAAGUUAUUCCUUGCGUCUGAAGUAUAGCACCAUCACCUUAUUAGGUCACAGCAGAGUGAGUGUCCAAUGUCGCUCUGACCCAACUCCCUUGAUGAUGCAGUGUGUGUUUGGAGGUGAGUUGUGUAAAGUGGCCGAACCAAAAAAUCCAGGAAAGAGCAAUUGGGCAAGCUUUACACUGCUCUUGAAAUUACUGUAAAGUAGAUCAGGUUUUAUGUGAAGCAUGAGGGGAAUUCUGAAUUGAUCAGAUGGUAUUUUAAUGGCGAGUGCUUGAGUCAGUUUAGAGUCCAGAUCUAUAGCUAUGUUAAUUUUUGCUUUUGUUAAUUACUAUAGGCUAGCAUUUAUAUUUGCUGUAGUUAAUCUUCAGACUGAUACAGUAUGAGUAUUGAGAUCAUUUAGUACCAUAAACUUCAUGUGAAGGGUAUGAAAUAUGAGGUGGUAAUAAACUCAGUUUUUCUUAACAUCUGCCUCUGUGCCACUGCAACCCAAGGGACAGUAAAAGAUGCUUAUGAAUUAUUGGCAAAUCAUUCUCAUGCUGAUGUACUUUACACUUAAUCUUUCUUCCUAAGAGUUCAACCUUGUGUUUUGAGAGAACAGUUGACAUUUCAACUGAUAAAGGUAUUGCUGUUUAAGAAACCUUUAAAUUUGGCUAUAUUAGUAGCUCUUUCAUUAAUAUUUAGAUGUUUUAUGUAUAGAGAACAAAAAGGGGAAAUAAGUUUUAAGUACUAAGCUAAAUAAAGCUAGGGCUCAUGAUAGAAAAUGUUUUCUUAACAUGUGCUAGUGUAAUAAGCUCUGAAUUUUAAUUCCCCUUAUACUAAGCAUGAUUAAAGUUUAGAACUUUUUAAAAACAAUUUUUCUUUUUUUGUGGUUGUGUACUCAUUAUUGCUUGUUCGUCUUUUGCAAUUUAGAUAAAUGAUAUAACAUUAAACUCAAGGUGGUUGAGUUGCAGUAGGGAGUCGGAAGCAAGCCAAGGGAACAUCUUUCUCUACAGGGGACUUGGCGAUUCCAAAACCCCCAAGGUUCCAAGAAGAAACUGAAGACACCUGGAAUCUAAUCCAGAUUCCAAAAUGAUGCAAAUCAACCUGACUGGUUUUUUGAAUGGGAAAAAUGCUAGGGAGUUCAUGGGCGAACUGUGGCCACUACUAUUAAGUGCACAGGAAAACAUUGCUGGCAUUCCAACUGCGUUUCUGGAGCUGAAGAAAGAAGAAAUAAAACAGCGACAGAUAGAGCAAGAGAAACUGGCUUCUAUGAAGAAACAAGAUGAAGACAAGGAGAAGAGAGAUAAGGAAGACAAAGACAACAGAGAAAAAAGAGACAGAUCCAAGAGUCCAAGAAGACGCAAAUCAAGGUCUCCUUCCCCUCGAAGGCGGUCGUCGCCUCUCAGAAGGGAGCGGAAGCGCAGCCAUUCUCGCUCCCCUCACCACAGAACCAAGAGCCGUAGUGCUACUCCUGCACCAGAAAAAAAGGAGGUGACUCCUGAGCCAGAACCCUCUGUGAAACCAAAGGAGACUGUUGUUCAAGAGCCAACUUCAAACAGUGAUAUCCCAAAAGCUCCUAAACCUGAACCUCCUGCACCAGAGACUAAGGAAACUUCACCAGAACGUAAUUCAAAGAAGGAGAGAGAGAAGGAAAAAGAGAAGACUCGUCAAAGGUCCCCAACUCGGUCCAAGUCAAGGUCAAGAUCUCGAUCACGUUCUCCAUCUCAUUCUCGACCAAGAAGGCGUCAUAGAUCACGGUCAAGGUCUUACUCCCCUAGAAGGCGACCAAGCCCAAGACGACGGCCAUCUCCAAGGAGAAGGAGCCCUCCAAGGCGAAUGCCUCCCCCUCCCAGGCACAGAAGAAGCAGAUCCCCUGUGAGGCGGAGACGACGGUCAUCAGCAUCCUUAUCUGGCAGUAGCUCUUCCUCCUCCUCUUCACGUUCCCGAUCACCACCAAAGAAACUACCUAAAAGGACUGCAUCCAGUCCCCCUCGUAAAACACGUAGGUUCUCUCCUUCCGCAAGCCCUCCUCGGAGGAGGCACAGACCAUCCCCACCAGCAAGUCCACCUCCAAAACCACGUAGGUCUCCAACACCCCAGCAGUCAAAUCGUGCAAGGAAAAGCCGAGGUUCCGUUUCACCCAGCAGAGCAUCAGCACUCAAACGUAAGAGUACUGAAAAACGAGAGUCUCCUUCGCCAGCACCAAAAGCAAGGAAAACAGAACUGUCAGAAUCUGAAGAAGACAAAGGAGGUAAAAUGGCAGCAGCGGACUCUGUUCAACAGAGGCGUCAGUACAGAAGGCAGAACCAACAGUCUUCAUCUGAUUCUGGUUCUUCGUCUUCAUCUGAAGAGGAAAGACCUAAAAGAUCGAAUGUGAAGAAUGGGGAAGUUGGUAGGCGCCGACGCCAUUCCCAUUCACGCAGUCCAUCACCGUCUCCACGCAGGCGACCGAAGGAAUCCUCCCCUCGGAUGCAGAUGGAAAAGAGGUGGCAGUCACCAGUGAUGAAAAGCAGGAGGAGGAGAAGCCCUUCACCCCCGCCAGCACGGCGGCGACGCACCCCUUCCCCUGCCCCUCCACCCCGGCGCCGGCGCUCCCCUUCGCUGCCUCGUCGAAGGUCUCCAUCACCACCCCCACGCAGACGUUCACCUUCUCCACGGAGAUACUCUCCACCAAUACAGAGACGAUAUUCUCCUUCACCACCACCGAAGAGAAGAACAGCCUCUCCUCCUCCCCCACCUAAACGAAGGGCAUCCCCUUCUCCACAGUCCAAACGCAGAGUUUCCCAUUCACCACCACCAAAACAGAGGUGCUCACCAACUGCUAAAAGGCGUUCGCCUUCGCAAUCUUCCAAGCACCGGAAGGGAUCUCCUCCCAGUAGAUCCAAUCGGGAAACACGUUCUCCUCCACAAAACAAAAGGCAUUCACCUUCACCACGGCCUAGAGCUUCUCAUACCUCUGCAAGCCCACCACCACCGCGAAGGGGAGCUUCAGCUUCACCCCAGAGAAGACAGUCUCCAUCUCCAAGCACUAGACCCAUCAGGAGGGUUUCAAGAACGCCAGAACCUAAGAAGACAAAGGCUCCAACGCCAAGUCCACGAUCUGCAAGACGGGUGUCUUCAUCACGGUCUGCAUCAGGAUCACCUGAGCCAGCACCCAAAAAACAUCAAGGACCUCCAUCUCCCACUCAGUCUCGUUCUCCUUCUGCAAACUGGUCACCUGAAAAAAAGGCUAAAAGCCCAACUCAGAGCCCAUCACCUGCAAGGAAUUCAGAUCAAGACGGGGGUGGGAAAAAGAAGAAGAAAAAGAAGGAUAAGAAGCAUAAAAAGGAUAAAAAGCACAAGAAACACAAAAAACAUAAGAAGGAAAAGGCUGCAGUGGCUGCAGCAGCUGCUGCUGUGGCUGCAGCAGAUACCACCUCAGCACAGGACGACCAGGAAGCUGAGACAGAACCCAAAAAGGAAACAGAAAGCGAACCAGAAGACAACCUUGAUGAUCUAGAAAAACACCUGCGAGAGAAGGCACUGAGGUCGAUGAGGAAGGCGCAAGUGUCCCCACCAUCCUAGGCCGAAUCCUUUGAUAUAAUGUACAUUUUAUUUGGUUUGUACUCAGAAUUCAAUUUCAAAUUGCUAAAUGUGUUUGAGCUUUAGAAUAUAACAUUUGUUGUAAUAAUUGCUAGGUUGAGGUUCACCAUGUACAAAGGGCAUGGAUUUACAUUACAAGAGGUUUCCACAGUGUACUAGUGACAUUCUUUCAUUGGCAGUCAACAUAAUUUCAUUUAGAGUGAGACUUUUUAGAAGCAGUAGGAUUUUGUUUCGAAGGUUUUAAACAUGACCAUCGGUUCCCUUAGUUUCUUUGAAAUUCAACAAAGCCUUUAGUGAGGGUCUCAUUUGACUUCUUUUGUAUCCACUUAUGUUAUGCUACUAACCUCUGUGGUUUGUAAGCUUGCCCAGAAGUAAAACCACUGCAGAAUUACCAAGAAAGUACUGAUCUUUUAAUGCUCUCUACUGUUGCCUGUGUAGUCUCCAUGAAAACGUAUCAGGAGUAGCAACAUAGAAUGGUACAUAAAUGAAAGCAUGUUGUUUACCAGGACACUGUGGGUUUAUACUGAUGUUGAUUUGGAACACUGGAAUUUCAUUUGUAUUUUUAUGUUCUUUUUUUAAAGGGCAGUUUCCAUUAUCAGCAGUCCCAGAAAAAAUUCCUUCAGUUCCAUGAAUUUUGUUUGUGAGCUGUCAUUGCCCCACUCAUAAAUCUUGUCUCGUUACGGUUCUUCUCAAUGGUAUAAGCAACUUUCAGAGUGCUCUUUGAAAGGUUGAGGAACCCAAACUUUGGAUAUUGUCAUGUUUUCACUGUUUUUUGUUUUUGUUUUUUUAACUAAAGCUAUAUAAAGCUUGUGGAUUAAACAAAAUAAAUUUCUAAAUUUAAA